UCAAAACAUUGCUUCGUCGAUUUGAUGCAUGCAGCGAUAUGCGGCAACGAACUCAAACAUCAUUAUUUUCUAUAGUUUCUCUUUUUAUCUGCGUCAGAUGCUUUAAUCCUUUUGACGAGGGUCAAUAUGAUAUAAAUUGGGGUGGACCGGUAUCACUGCGUGAGGGACAAGUCACAACGAAUGGCGAGGAUUAUCUAAGCAAUAGAGAGUCAGUGAUAAUGAUAACGAAGGAUAACGAGAAAUACAGAUGUAUAUUACCUAAAGAUGAAACACUAAAUGAGAAAAAAUAUCUCUACAAUGAACCAGAUCCAGGGAUACUUUUGGAGUCUCUACUAAGGAGGGGAGAGUGCUCAUACAGGUUAGAUACAUAUUGGACAUAUGAGCUCUGUCAUGGAAGACAUGUGAAACAGUUCCACGAGCUUAAAGCUGGUGUACAGGUUCCCACACGCAAAAUCAACGGUCAAGUAUUUCCGUACUACAAAGUGGUCAUGGACAAUGGCACUGCCUGUGAUCUGCUUGGAAAUAAACCCCGCACAACCAAUGUAAUUUACAUGUGUGCACCGAGGUCUAGUAACGAGAUUAUUUCUGUCAAAGAGAUUCAUACUUGUCACUACGAGGUUGAAGUGUUAACGCCACUUAUUUGUGCCAACCCAGCAUACAGCUAUCGUGAGAAGCCUGUGCAUCACAUAAGUUGCCACUCGUUGGACGGUUCGCCUGAUGAGCCCAAAAGUUAUUCUGAAUUGAUGGACGAGAAAUUCGGUGUUGAGGGAUUCAUGCCUCCAGAAGACGAUGACAAGUCACCAGUUCCAGUAGAUGAACACAGAAACAUGUUACCCCAGCCUGAUAACCUGCUGACUGCAUCAUUCCUAAGUGGAGAGUAUUGUCUUGUUGGUGGAGGGUCUGGCUGGUGGAAAUUUGAAUUUUGUUACGGGAAACAAGUCACGCAGUUUCACCAAGAGGCAAAUGGUCCCAGGAUAAAUAUACUUCUCGGAAAAUGGGUGAAAGAGGCUCAUAUCAGCUGGAAGAAAGAUAAAUGGGCGGGUGACGGGUACACCGAUCAUUUUUAUAGUGGAGGGGACGUUUGCGACCUAACUGGAAAGCCAAGAAAUGUUAAAGUUAGAUUAAAAUGUAAGGAGUCGACACAUCUUCAAGAAGUUGCUCUUUCUUUAACGGAGCCAAGCGCGUGUGAAUAUAUUCUAAGGGUUGAAUCUCCAAUUAUUUGUCCUCUCCUGGAAAAGGUGGAUGAACAUGGAUUAUUUCAAGUGGAAAAUUUGUGAAAAUACCUCGAGACUUCUGCCGUAGAACGUUCUCACCUGGAAAUGUUACCAAAGCUCUUUUUGUGAAAAUUUAAGGAAGAUAUACAAAUUUUUUAUCCUUCAAAAUUCAGAUUGCCCUGUUUUUAGGGCUAAAAUAUCAAGUAUUUAAAACCAUUGCAUUGGGAUUAGACUCAGAAGCUGGUGUUCAUGAGGAACCAACUUCGGAAGAAGUCUGAUACUUCGCUUGGUCGGCUUGGCCGCCCCCAUUUUUAUGAAGCUCUAACUUUACAUAUAGCCUGGAAGGGUGCAUAAUGGUACUAUACUGAAAAGAGGGUACUUAAUGCAUUUUGACGAAAUUUACCCAAACUUACGUUAAGCAGGUUUUCUCGUCAAGUGUCCCAGAAACCGUGGUAUUCCUCGGCGCUUUGCGAGAAUAGAACUGUGUUGUGCCUGGUUUCUACGUUUCUUGUCACAAUAUGCUGAAAAUUGCAGGGAACUGCUAAAUAUUAUCAAGACAAGAGAGGCAAUGUUAGUAUGAAGAAGGAGUGAUUUCUUAGGAUAGAGAAGAUUAAGCGCUUUAUAAAUACUUAGCCUUAAGUGUUAAAGGUAUUUUGUUUUUUUGUUUUUGAUUUGUUGUUGUUGUUGUUGUUGUUGUUAUUAUUAUUAUUAUUAUUAUUAUUA
This is a messenger RNA of Stylophora pistillata, 1937 nucleotides long. Its product is annotated as endoplasmic reticulum lectin 1. The record is from RefSeq and is a predicted model, not a curated record. NCBI's taxonomy places the organism in Eukaryota, Metazoa, Cnidaria, Anthozoa, Scleractinia, Pocilloporidae. Gene Ontology annotation, biological process: ERAD pathway; retrograde protein transport, ER to cytosol; endoplasmic reticulum unfolded protein response. Gene Ontology annotation, cellular component: endoplasmic reticulum lumen.